AUAUUACCCCUUGGUGUGGUUUGCAAAUUGAUUUCUCUACCUGCCAACAGGUGGCAUUAUCGUAGACGUCAGGGGGACUUUUGAAUUCGAAACAUAAACAAAUCGGUGUACACAGUAACUACACAGAAUAUGGGAAGCAGAAGGCAUAACGUGGGAAUGCAUUGCCCCGUCAGUUUCAGUUUUGGUUUCUACAGUGCAAUACUUAUUAUUUUUGCAUUCAUUAGAGCAGAAGAACUUACCGAUCCUCAAAGUUUGAGAGAUCCUACGGUUGUCAUCGCAAUUCUAGUUCGAAAUAAAGCUCAUACAUUGCCUUACUUUCUGACACUCCUAGAGAGGUUAGAAUACCCUAAAGACAGGAUAUCACUGUGGAUAAGAAGUGACCACAAUGAAGAUUCGUCUCUGGAAAUACUAAAGAAGUGGCUGACAACUGUUGAAAAUGACUACCAUUCUAUAAGUGCUGAACUGUUGUCAUCACCACCCGACCGCUUGCCAGGGGAGAACAAUUCUGUUGCAUGGUCUAAACAAAGAUUUACUCAUGUUAUUCAACUGAGAGAAGAAGCACUAAUGGUAGCAAGAUAUGUGUGGGCAGAUUAUGUAUGGUUUCUGGACUGCGAUGUGUUUCUGACAAAUCCAAAUACACUCCAGCUGCUUGUGCAGGAAAACCUCACUGUAGCAGCCCCAAUGCUCAGAUCUGAUGGAAUGUAUUCAAACUUCUGGGCUGGUAUGACAGAGGAGUAUUAUUAUCAGCGAACAGAGGAUUACCAACCUAUAUUGUACCGGGAACGUACUGGCUGCUUUUCGGUCCCAAUGGUAAAUUCUGCAACACUGAUAAAUCUAAAGAGAACAGCUUCCACAAAAUUGACAUUCGUGCAGAAUAAAAUUCCUGCUUAUGAUGGACCAUAUGAUGACAUUAUUACCUUUGCCAUUGGAGCAAACAAAUCAGGAAUUCCACUUCAUAUUUGCAACACAGAACCAUUUGGGUACAUCAGUAUACCUCUUGGAGAUGAAGCAAAGCUUGAGGAUGAUUUUCUCCAGAUAACUAACGUAAAGGUGUCAGCAAUUGCUGACGGUGCUGACUUUCCAAUAAAUGACAUUUUUCUGGACUACAUUAUUUACCCAGAGCCAGAUGCAAUGGGCUUUGAUGAAGUGUAUAUGAUCAAUUUACAAAGACGCCCAGAAAGGAGGAAAAAAAUGCUGAAAUGUUUCCAGGAAUUAGGUAUUGCAGCAAGUAUCAUUGACGCUGUCGACGGAAAGUGA
Messenger RNA from Schistocerca gregaria, 1257 nucleotides. Its product is annotated as glycosyltransferase 25 family member-like. Gene Ontology annotation, molecular function: procollagen galactosyltransferase activity. Lineage: Eukaryota; Metazoa; Arthropoda; Insecta; Orthoptera; Acrididae. The record is from RefSeq and is a predicted model, not a curated record. The transcript has 5 exons. The coding region runs from base 130 to 1257 and encodes 375 amino acids.